AUGACGAACGUCGAAAACGGGUCCAGUCUCCACCUCAAGACCCUGAAGACCAACGUCCCAAGCGAGUAUGCCACUUCAGGCAGGGUCCGACAGUGGCUUCUCCAACACCUCGAGAACCGCAAUGUCGACCUGGUCAAUGGACCGGAAGCAUUCGUCUGUUUGUGGAAUGGCUCCGAGCUUCACUCGCUGCAUCCAAACCACAUAUUCGGAUCUCUCAUCUCCCAGGGGAUUGCCCCGCAGACCGCCCACCACGUCGUCGGAGAUAUGAUGGAAUGUUUAGAGGACUACCGUGCCAGACGCGCGGCUUGUGUGGCUUCUGGCCAAGUUUGGUUUCCCGAUCCAGACCCGGAGCCAGAGUCACAGCCAAAGGGGCGGCCUGAGCCGGAGGAGCGGCGACUUCGUCUUGCCGAAGAUUGCGAGGCUUUGCCAGAGCAGAUGGAGAAUUCCCAGAGUUGGUAUUCUUCCUUGACAACUGCCAGGGGUGGAGUGCUUGCAGCUGGAGUUUCUCUGGCAGUGGGACUUGGGGUUAUGACGUGGUAUUUGGUCAAUCCUCCUUCGAAACAAGAAGAUAAGAAGUAA
This is a messenger RNA of Colletotrichum gloeosporioides, 579 nucleotides long. RefSeq lists its product as uncharacterized. Bases 1 to 579 code for a protein of 192 amino acids. Lineage: Eukaryota; Fungi; Ascomycota; Sordariomycetes; Glomerellales; Glomerellaceae. The record is from RefSeq and is a predicted model, not a curated record. The transcript is spliced from 2 exons.